AUGGCAUCUAUCAUCGACCCCGUUAAUAGCGUUAUUUCAUCCACUGCUGACCUCAGGAAGGCAUCCGUUGAGCAAAAUCGUGCCAAAAACCGUAAGGUUCGGUACAGAAACGUAAAUGUCAAUCUUCUUAACCAACCUAUAGACCCUUUAGCGAGGAACCCGAAUUGUAAACGUUGGAACGAACGCAAUAUGUUCAAGAUGCCUAAUCCCAACACCUUCGGUGGGCCCUCUUGCCAAUGCCAAUCAUGCAGGUCAUAUCGCUGGGAAUCAAAUAAUCGAUGCAAAACUCGUCUUCAAAGGGCCUGGGAUCACGAUCCGGUUGACGGGCUUGACGACUUGCUCGAUCAAGAUAACAUUUAUCGUGAUGGGGUCGAUGGUGUUCUCUACUCCUACGAUCUACCCUCUGGACCCAGCCACGGUUCUCAAGUCCUAUCUCAAGCUCUUAACAUCGCCAUCGACAAAAUGGAAAGGAAGCAACUUGAGCUAUUGAUCAAGAAUGAGUAUGAUGUUGUCGACUCCGAGGAGUCUGCAUCAUCUGAAGACGACGACUACGAGUUUGUUUAA
Molecule: messenger RNA, 564 nt
Organism: Orbilia oligospora ATCC 24927
Lineage: Eukaryota; Fungi; Ascomycota; Orbiliomycetes; Orbiliales; Orbiliaceae
Exons: 2
Coding region: 1-564 (187 amino acids)
Source: RefSeq, a predicted model, not a curated record